This is a messenger RNA of Microtus oregoni (creeping vole), 9688 nucleotides long. RefSeq lists its product as uncharacterized. Lineage: Eukaryota; Metazoa; Chordata; Mammalia; Rodentia; Cricetidae. Bases 2675 to 6400 code for a protein of 1241 amino acids. The record is from RefSeq and is a predicted model, not a curated record. The transcript is spliced from 4 exons.
UUUCACAGCUGAAAAACGCUGGAAUGAUGAAUAUCAUUGAAGCUGAUCUAACAUGUAUUUCAGGAGACUCUACUGGCUGGAGCCAGGAAUAUUUAUUCAGAUCCUAAACGGGAGUCUUCAAAAGAUCUUCCAACAUUUGGAAAAUGCAAGGUCAACACUUAUGAAAAGCUUAAAAGAGUCCCAAGAUUUGUCUUCCUCCGGCUCUGACAUUGUGGGUACAAUGGGAAACCGUUCUUCUGACUCCAGCAUGUCUUCUGUAUCAUACAGUGACAGCUCGAACCCAUCCCUUCCAGUCUUUCUUGGAGGAGCAACGUGGCAAUUCCGGAGCCAUAGCUUCCCUGCUUUCUCCCGAAAGGAACCGCCUGCUCCCAGGAGCCAGGGCUCAUCCCUGCCUACUUAAGAAAUCUGUUUUGAAUGAGAGCCCAGGCCCCCUAGUAUGGGGUCCACUCCAGCUCUCUCCUUUAGUCAGAGGAGAACUGGAAGGACAUAUGUCACAUAAGGUUUCUACUUUGCGGGCACAAGCGGUGCAUCUGCCUGUGAAGAAAUCCUGGGAAAUAUGUAACGAAUUGAUGAAUGUACAAGGAGUCCCUGAACAAGGGCUUCCCAAAACUCAGUUACCUACACUCCUCCCUCAGAGGGCUGAGCAAAAUACCAACCGAUCUCCAGAUGCUCCAUCGUUUCAUGUCCAUGUAAACAUUGGAGUGAAUUCUGAAUUAAGCAGGACGGAAGUGUCACAGCCGCUGACCUCAAACAAGCAGUUACAGUCUGCGAAUGACCACCAGGUUCUUAGCUACAACCCUGUAGUGAUAUCAAUGGGCACUCCAGCUCCCAUUAACAUAGUUCAGCUUUACUGAAAAAGGAUCCAAGGCAUGUGUUAGAGCUGAAUAUAGAUCAGAGGGUCCUCGGUCUUCCAGAACAAAGGAUACAGCCACAAAGGGCACAAGGAACUGACGUGGAACUGACAGCCCAGGUACCACGCUCAGCCACGGACAGCAUAAAGGUCACUCCAGUGGCAUUGCUUCAGAUUAUGGGCUUGAUGGGAAUGAUCCCAGAAUCACACACGCAGGUAGAUAGACUGUGUGGGGUUUCCCCCGCAGCCACCAAAUCAAGCAGAAACAGUGAAUCUAACUCCUCAGCCAUCAGAUCAAGUAAACAGUAAAAAUUCUUCAGUAUUCAGCUACGGAAUCAAAGAGUACGGCCUUAAGACAGAGUCCAGUCACAGAUAAUAUGAAGGUAACUCCUGCAAAAUUGCUCCAUGUCAUGGAUUCCAUGGGGAUGAUUAAUGAAUUACACCCACAUGUCAUAGAACCAGCAGAAAUAGCCCCAAAGCCACAAUACCAAGUCAUGGAAUCGGCAAGGUGGAUACAUUGCAUGGCCACCAAGCCAUACUACCAGAAGAUAAGAGUCCUAUCAGUCUUAUCAUUCUUACAAAAUGAGGAAUCUAUAAAUGUCCUACAGUCGUCUCUAGGAGAGGUAGGUCCUGAAAAGACAAAGCCAUAGUCAGGGCCACAAGUCCAUCCCCGAAGGAACUGAUUGAGGAGACACAGCCCCCGAAAGUGAAAUCUGUGCAUUUAAAUCUAGGCCCACAGCAGCUAAGUAUCAAAUCUGGGUUGAUUCCAGGGCCACAACUGCAAAGUGUCAGAUUUCCAAAGUUCUACCAAGGGGGAAAACGAGGAAAUGUCAUCUCAGGCCCCCCACGUUAUGGUGUGAAAUCUGAUGAGGCACGAUCACGUUCCCCAGUACCAGAAAUCAGAUCAUCAGAUUGUAUCCCGGGGCCAAAUCUUCCAGAAGCAAAACUGCAACAUGUGAAGCCUGUGGAAGUAAAUGUAGGACCAUGCUCGCAAGCUGUGAAAUUCUCUGAUCUGACCCCUGAGCCCAAGCACCAAGGUUUCAGAUGUACACAGGUCACACCAGGUAUUCACUUUCAAGAUAGGAAGUCUCAGGGACUUUUGCCUGAAUUAUUUUUUUCUAAAAUAAUUCAAGAAGAAAAAUCUGUAGGGUUGCAUCUUGAGCCACAGUCACAGCAAGUAAAAACCUCUCCGUUAGCACUAGGGCUUCAGAAAACAAAAACUUUGAACUUAACAUCAGAGCCACAACCUCAAGGAAUCAAAACUGUGGAUCAAAACAAAGAUCCACUGGUUGGAAGUGUAAGAUCUGUUCAGUGGAUACCAGGACCUGAGUUCCACAGCAUGAAGUGUUUAGGGUUAAAUCAUGGGUCACAAUCUCAAGGUGUCAAAUCUACAGAACAGAAAACGUCCAUACAGUUGGGAGGUGUGAAGCCAUCAGAGCCACCAAGCCAUACUACCAGAAGAUAAGAGUCCUAUCAGUCUUAUCAUUCUUACAAAAUGAGGAAUCUAUAAAUGUCCUACAGUCAUCUCUAGGAGAGGUAGGUCCUGAAAAGACAAAGCCAGAAGUCAGGGCCUCAAACUCCAUCCCCGAAGGAACUGAUUGAGGAGACACAGCCCCCGAAAGUGAAAUCUGUGCAUUUUAAAUCUAGGCCCACAGCAGCUAAGAAUAAAUCUGCAGAUUUUAACCUUGAGCUACAGCACAUAAAAACCCCUGAGGCAGAAAGGAGAUUCAGCCUCAGAGGAUCAAAACUGUGGAUCAAAACCAAGAUCCAUCAGUUGUAAGUGUUAGAUCCGUUCAUUGGAUACCAGGACCUGAGUUCCACAGCAUGAAGUGUUUAGGGUUAAAUCGUGGGUCACAAUCUCAAGGUGUCAAAUCUACAGAACAGAAACCAUCCGUAGAAUUGGGAGGUGUGAAGCGACCUGAAACGACUGUAAGGCCAAAACUUCAAGGGAAUAAAUCUGCAGAUUUUAACCUUGAGCCAAAAGUACAGCACAUAAAAACCCCUGAGGCAUCCCCAAAACCAGAGUUACAAGAAGGGGAAAACUCAGAGCCACAGGCUGAGUGUGUAAAAAGUGUGGCAUUACACGACGGAUCAGAGCCACAGUCUGAGUGUGUAAAAAGUGUGGCAUUACACCACGGAUCAGAGCCACAGGAUGAGUGUGUAAAAAGUGUGGCAUUACACCACGGAUCAGAGCCACAGGAUGAGUGUGUAAAAAGUGUGGCAUUACACCAUGGAUUACAGCUUGAAAAUACAAAAUCUGUUCAGUGGAUCCCAGCAUCUGGCUAUCAAGCUAAGAAAUCUAUGCUGAAUCUUAGGUUACAAUCUGAAGAUGUCACAGCUAAAGAGUUAAACCCUUUGGCACAACUAAGGAAUGUGAAGACUUCUAAUGAGUUGAUUACAGGGCUGAAGUUACAAAGUAAACAACCUACAAGGUCAACCCUGGGACAACAGUCUCAUGGGUUCAAAACUAUUGAUUUUAAAUCGGAGCACCAGUUUAGAAGUAUGAAAGGAUGUGACCCAAACUUAAGGUCAAAGAUUAACAAUAUAAAAUUCACAUUUGAACCCAGGUUUCACUUAGAAGUCACAGGCUGUCCCGGAUUGAACCCUGGAAUGCAGCCACAAGAAGUGACCUUAGGGUCACCCCCAGGAACACAACCUCAAUCUGUGACAUCUUUAGUGUUUAAACAAGAGUCACAGGCCUCAGAAGCGAACUAUGGGGUAUUAAGCCAAAGGGCACAACCACAAAGCAGUAUGGAGUUAAAAAGUGCAAAAUCUUCUGAGUUGGCACUUCAGACAAAGCCUUGGGAUAUAAAAUCAGAGAUCAACUCUGGGCCCCAAUGGCAAAGUGCAGAAUGUUCUGACUUGACACCUGAAACAGAGUCCCAAAAUAUGAAAUGUAUCACGUCAAGUCAAGGUAAGCCAUUUGCCAAUCAAAGUGUCCAGCUAGACUGUAAACAUGGGUCACAGUGGCAAGGUAUAAAAUCCAAUCCAGGUCUGACGACAAAGUCCCAAGAUAUGGAAAUGGAAGACUGUGAAUCAGGCCCACAGUUACAAGAUCUGAAAUCUUCAAGGACAAUCAUGGGUAUAAAGGUCCAAGAUGUCAUAUCUAUGGGCUUUACUCCUGGACCACAAUUACAAGGUAUGCCAUCUGAAGUCCUUACAGAGAAGAGGGUUCAUGGUGUGAAACUGGUAGAAAGCAAACCUAGUUCAAAGUUACAAGGUAAGAAACCUGAUUUCACCCCAAAGAAGAUGUUUUUAGGCACAAAAUCAGUAGGGCUGGACUCAGUGUCCCCUUUACAAGAUUUGAAAUAUGCUGAGCAGAUCUUGGGUAUGAAACUUCAAGAUGUGAACUCUAUGAAACAUCACGUUACAAGUAUAAAAUCUCCCGAGCUGGUAACACAGAUAAAAUCCCAAGGCAUAAAAGCAAUGGACUUUAAUUCAGGAUCACAGCCACAAAAUAAAAAGCCGUCUGAGUUGGCUCAUGGGAAAAAGCUCCAAAGUAUGGAAUCUUUGAUAGUGGAGUCAAAGUCCCCAAAUGGGGAAUCUGUGGAGUUAAACUUGGGCCCUCAGUUACAAGAUGAGAAAUCUAAGUCAGUUCUGGGGAUAAAGCAGGAAGAUGCAAGAUCUACAGAGGUCAGUUCUAGCCCAUGCUUGCAGGGUAUGAGGUCUUCUGAAGUAUUUUCAGAGGACAUGCUUCAAGGAGAGAAACCCAAGGGCUUUGUGGCCCAGUCACGGUGGCAGAAUGCAAAAUCUCUUAGGCAGACUUUCGGCAAGGCACUUGACAGGAAGCUUUUGCAGCUGAAAAUCCCUCAGUUCCAGAAUGGGAAAGGAUCCGUGUUAACCCCAGAAUUACAUCUUCAAGGUAUGGAACCUGAGGCAGUCAAACCUGGAUGGAAGUUGAAAGGCAGGCAACCCAAGCCUACAAAUGUCCAAGCAGUGAAGGAUAUGGGGAUCAAUCAUGGUGCAGAAUUGCAGGUUGUGGGAUUUGCCGAGCAGGACUCGGACUCCACAAUUUAUAGUGUGGUACCUUCUGAACUCAGUGCCAGAAACCUGAAGCAAGAUGGGAAAUUUCACAAAUUAAGUCAAAAGCAACAGCUUCAAAGUAUAAAACCGGUAGUCUUCAGUCAUGAGCCACAUUCGCAACAUAUCCAGUCAUCAGAAGUAUGUACAAAGCUUCCCGAUCUGAAAUCUAUAGAAUACAACUCAGAGCAACAGGUGCGAGAGAGAAAAGCUCCUGAUGUGUGCACAGAGUCCAAGCUGUCAGAUGAAUCAUCUCUGGAAUUUACGUCUCGAUUGCAAGGACCAAAAUUGCAAUGUGUAGAUUCUACUGUGUGCAGUCAUGACCCAAAUUUGCAAGAUGUAAAUUCUUCUGCACGCACUUCAGUGUCAAGUCCUCCGUGUGUGAAUUCUUCCGUAUGCACCCCAGGACCAAGUCCUCCAUGUGUAAAUUCUUCCAUAUGCACCCCGGAGCCAAGUCCUCCGUGUGUGAAUUCUUCUGUAUGCACCCCAGAGCCAAGUCCUCCGUGUAUGAAUUCCACUGAGUGCAAUUCUAAAGCACAUUUUCAAGGUGUGAAUUCUUCUGCAUGCAUUCCAAGCCAAAACCCUCAGUGUGAACGUUCUAAUAGGAAUAAUCUUGGGCCACUUCUUCAAGGAAUGCAUUCUGGUACAACAUUUCCAGCACCACAAAUGAUGUGUGUAAAUUCUGUUUGGUGCAGUGUCCAAAAACAAUUGCAAAAUGUGAAUUCUUCUGCAUGUACUCGAAGACAAGAAUCACAGUCUGCAAAUUCUAUGGGCUACAACCCUGGGCCACAUUUAGAAGCUCCUAAACUUCAAGGUAUGAAGUUUCCUGAGUUGAACCCAGGGACAGGAAUUCAAAGAGAGAUGCCUAUAACAGUUAACCCAGGACAGCACUUGCAAGAUUUAAGGCUUGAAUUAACUCCAGGGUCAAAUGUUGCAGGUAUAGCACCUGCAGAAUACAACCCUGGGCCACAGGAACAAUGUGUGACUUUUUCUGAAUUGAAUCCAGGAUUAGAAUUACAAUGCAUAAAUUUAGCGAAGCUUGGUUCAGGGCCACAGUUGCAAAACAUAAAGUCCUUUGCAUGGACUACUGGACCAGAAUCUCAGUGUACAAGAUCUGUUCUAUUGAGCCGUGGACCCCCUUUUCAAGGUGUGAAGCCAUCUAAUUUAUCGGUAGGGGAAAAGUUUCAAGAGAUCCCAUUUUUGAAGAAGCAAUUUGGGUCACGGCAGCAAACUGCACAACCCAUGUUGACUCCGAAGCCUCAGUCAACUGGUGUGGACUCUGUGGAAGUUUUACCAACACCACUGCCUGAAGAUAAAAUAUUUCCAGAGAUGAGCAAACAGCCAUUGCUGUUCCUGCCACGAAGUGAAAACUCUGUGGGCUUAUCACCAAGUCCAUUCCUUCAAAAUGUGACAUUUGGGAACCAAAUUCCCCAAACAAAUAAUCAAAUCACAGAACCCUCUAAGGUGACAGGCAGACCAGCAAACCACCUGGUAGACUAUGCAGAGAUGAACACGAAGAUCAGGUACUAAGCCCCUAAAUUGGUGAAUUAUAUUCCGCUGCCCAUUUAUCAAGAAGAUGUGGGAUCUUCAGAAAUGAUGAAAGGGUUGGGACACAAAAGCACAGAAACAACAGAGAAAUCUAUGAGGUUGACCCCCAAGCCAACGGAUACAGUCACAGGAUCAUUGGGGAUGCUGCAGCAGCCAGAGCUUCAAGUGCCAGGAUCACCCUAAGUGAUCAAGAUUCAAAUGCCUCAGAACUGACCCCACAGAAAAACUAUCAGAGCCUAGAAACCCUGGAGUUGCUUUCUUGUUCGUGGCCUCAAGUGAAAGAUUUCAAGCAGUCACAGACCCAACCAGCCACAGGAUCUAAGAGCAUGACCCUCGACCUCAAGAAUCAUGCCACAGAAAUGACGGGGCUAACUUGUAAGAUAAGACAACAAGGGAAAGAAUUUCUUAGAGUGUCUUCAACGCCAGUAAACAGAGAGACUGAAUGUGUUGAAAAAUCUCCACGGCCAUAUCCUCAAGACUUAGAACCUGUGAUGGGGAGCUCCGAGAAAAGAUCCCCAAGGGAACAAUCUGUAGCCUCGUCACCAAGGCCAUUCUAUCAUGUUCCGGAUUCUGCUCCAGGGAUAACACCAGGACCUCAGAUUCCCAAAUCUGUAGGUUUGAUCUCUAAGCCAUGGCUGCAAAGGGAAAAAUCCUUAGAGUUGACCACCCAGCCAACCAAUCAAGUUGUGGGAAAUACAGCCUCUGUAGAGCUCACGUUUGAGGAAUGUCAGACAGAAGAGGUAGGAAGUGGUCUACCAACUCCCCAGAAGGCGAGCAUUGAAAAAGCGAACGUCACUCCAAUAGAAUCACUGGAUCAGAUUAUAAACUUUGUAACGGUCAGCCCAAAGCCACUCAAUCAAAUCUCUGAGAACCUGCAAAGACAUAGCUUCAAGUUCCUCAAGUCUCUAAAUCUCUGACAGUGAUUCCUGGACCACCACUUCAAGUUAUAGAGUCAGUGAUGAUACCGGAGCCAACCUCUCAAGGGUCAAAAUAUGUUGAUUUGACUCCCAAACUGCACGAUAUGAUAGUUUCAGAGGGCUGUAGAACCAAUUGGAGUUGCCACAAGAUCAAGAACUCAAGUAAAGGAUCCUUUGAAUUUGCUCCCAAGACCACAUCUUCAAGACAAGAUCUUGGUUUUAUGUUGCACAUUAGAAAAAGACCUCAAGUCUCAAAGGAUUGUGGGAGAAACAGUGGACACAUCGAAGAACCCUUCCUCAUCAUCGCACAGGAAAGCUAAAAUCUAUACUCCAGCUUCCAAGAGUCCAACUUCUACAAGAGAUUUCCAGUCCAGAUCUUCCCAGUCUCCGGCUUCUGUACCAGUUCACAGGAGGCAAAAGCAAUGGGGCAGCUGUGGUGUAGCAAGGAAGACAGAAGCCAAAGACUCUGGGCAUUAUGAAUUCUGUGAGGUUCUCUCGCGUCAGAGAGUGGUUCUGAAAGUAACCGGCAUGAAAAAUGGGCUAAGUCAAGACUCAGUAAGACCUUAGACUUAAAAUAUCCAAUGAAGAAAAUCACCAAGGAACUUAAAAAGCAAAACAUAAAGCUCUACAAAAACAGUAGACCCACAGAAGAGUGUCCUUCUGGAACACUGACAGAUCCAUCAAGAAGCAAGAGUAUCAAAACCGCUCAAACCAGCACUGUUUCUUCAAAGAGACAACCGAAGAAAUCCUCCCAGCCCGGGUUCAUCCAGCUGCUUUCUCAGGGCCUAAAGCAGGUAUUCCAAAGAGCACAUAGAGUUAUGGCUAUCACCGGAAAGAAGCCUGAGGACAGGGCUAGUCCAGACAAUUUGUGGUCAAGCAAAAACUUGUACCCCGAAGAAAAAGACGAGGAUGAUUGUUUAACAGGAAGUGGCAGAGGGGCCAGCACACCUGUUAUCAAGCAAAAGUUCAUGGGUUCCACCCCUAAGAAAGAAGACAGAUUGCAGGAAACAUGUGACCAAGCUCAACAAUCAAAACAAGUGAGCUCUCUCCAACCUAGACCUUUGGAAUUGGCCAAGAACAUUGUUUCUGAAAGGAAUGUCGUUAUCCUAGCUACUCCAAUCCUACAGCCUUUGAGUAGAGUUCUAAAUGUCAACAGCAGAACAAAGAAAAACUAUGAAUUCUUCAGUCCAGAGUCUAAGAACUGUUCUAAAGUAGGAGCCAAAUUUCAGGCCCAAGAGACACUCUUGCCUGACUCCCUUCUGAAGAGAACCAUGCAGAGUCACUUCAAACACAAGCAAGAACAACACAGGACCUAUCACAGCCUGUCUGAGAGAUCUCAUCGGAGAUGCCACAGUCCUCAGAGAAAGCCUAGGAGUCCCUCUGACAGAACCCUUAGAAGCCUCUCAGUGAGGGGAUGUCGCAGUCCCUCCCAGAGGAAGGAUGGCAGUCCCUCUAGAAGAAUCCCUCAGAGUAUCUCUGACAGGAGCCCACCCAGGCUCUCUAAGGGGAGAGGUCGCAGUCCCUCAGGGAGGAGCCAACCCAGUCCCUCGCAGUUCUUCAGGGAGCCCUCGAGAGAGAAGGGGACGUAAUCCCUCCCCCAAGGGUCUGCUUGGUCUUUAUGGGAGGAACCAACACAGUCCCCCUUUGCAGAGAUGCCGCAGCCCCUCCAUCUCAGUCCCAUCUGGAGGACAUGGGCCAGUCCUUCAGAACGGAGCCAUGUACUCUCUCUGAGAGAUCCCCUUCUUCCAGAUGCUCUGGCAGGACAAGGCAAAGCUCUUCUGGAAGAGGCUACCGCAGUCCCUCUAGGUCCAGGCUCCACAGGCCUUCUUCCGGACUCCACCGCAGCCAUUCUCAGAGAACUCACUACAGCCCCUCUGACAGCAGACGCGGUCAUUCUGGGAGGAGCCGACACUUAGAGAGGAACCAGCAAGGUCACCAUGCGAGACCCCAUCACAGCCCCAAGGGGAGGCUCCGGCACAGUUCCCCUAAGGAGAGACCCAGACAUAACUGGUCUAAAGAGUUCCUGCAAAUCUUCACCUAGCUGCCCCUUCCUGCUCAGCCACUGCCUGCACCUUCAGCAAUCAAAGAACUAUCUGGGAGGGGAGUGAGAAUGGGUUUGUAAUUUAAGAUCAAUAAAGGGAUAAUAAUUGAACUCUCUUUGCAGCUGUAAGAUCACUUGUGGGAUGGGUGGGACUGGAUGUGCAAAUGCCCGGAGCUGAAGGGUUGGGGUUCACAAGGACCCCUGAAAUCUUCAGGCUUCGCCCACUUGCUCCAAGGAGUUUCUGAUCCUCCUGCCUCCACCUCCCAAAUGCUAAAAUUAUAGGCAUGUGCUAUAAUGUCUGGCAUAUGUGGU